CCAUCAACCAUUAACGAAUCUAACACACAAGACACAAGGCCAAGGAUACCACUUUCUCUGUGCAAGAGCAACACCACGUGUCAAUACCCCAUCACCUUUUCGAUCCCUGUAAUGGCAAGCGGAAAAUCUGGAAUCCCCACUCACCCAACCACGUACUAUAAACUUCCUCUUUCCUCUCAAUGGCUCUCCUUUGCCUUUUCCUAUGCUAAGGUUUUAACCUCUAAUCCUAUCCUCCUUUCACAUACAUUGAUCAAAGAUAAGAAUUUUCUUUGAAUUCCUUUUGUUUUAGGAUAUUUUUUAAUUGGGCUUCAUUCUUGAAUCUUGAUUGAAAGGAAAUUUUCAGGAAUGCUUUUAAUUACUUAAAGAAUACAAGACUUUUGGAAAGCUGUAGUUUUUUUCUGGUUAGAGAAGAACUAGAUUAGGGUUCAUAAUUUGAAAAAAUUUUCUUGGAUCCAGUGCUUGGCUUGCACCAGUUGGUGACAGCUACUUUUUGCUGUCUGGGACCUUGGGAUUUAAUGUAAAAUGGCUUGUCUUUGAGCUAUGGGUGUGCCCAGCUAAUUGCAGUUGUUUCUGUUUAUAAAUUUUAUGCUUACAAUAAUUUUUAGAUUUUGGAGUUGAGAAUGGAUUAAACUUGGGAAAUGGCUUCAGGGACUGAUGUUUCACCUCAGAUACCAAGAUGGGAUAUUGGAUGUGCCCCUAAUAAUGACAGUUUGCCUGUCAUGGAGGAUGAAAAUGGUGAUAGUAGUGAAAAUUUGACACAAUCCAGAAAAGGAAAACCUCCAAGAAACGUUUCUUACAUGAGGCAUUGUAGCAGCAGUGCUUUUUUUAUUGAUUCUGAAUUUGAUGUUGGAAUUAUUGGCUUGAAGUCACCAUCAACUGAGAAUUCUGGAUUUCUGCCUGUAUUUCGCUCUGGAAGCUGUUCGGAGAAAGGACCAAAGCAGUACAUGGAGGAUGAGUACAUAUGUGUGGACAAUCUGAAUCAACAUCUUGUUGCAGUUAAAACUCCUGCACCUGGAGCAUUUUAUGGGGUGUUUGAUGGACAUGGUGGUAUUGAUGCAGCAACGUUUACAAGAAAGAACCUUCUUAAUUUUAUCGUCGAAGACUCCCAGUUUCAGUGUGGCACAAAAAAGGCGAUUAAGAGUGCCUUCCGGAGGAUUGAUCAUGCACUUGCUGAUGCUAAUUCUAUCGAUAGUUCCUCUGGCACUACUGCUUUAGCUGCCCUUAUCAUGGGAAGGACCAUGGUCGUUGCUAAUGCUGGUGACUCUAGAGCUGUGAUGGGCAAACGAGGAAGAGCAGUCGAGCUAUCAAAAGACCACAAACCUAACUGCACCUCGGAGCGACUAAGAAUUGAGAGACUAGGAGGAGUUAUAUAUGAUGGUUACCUUAACGGUCAAUUAUCUGUGGCUCGUGCUCUUGGAGAUUGGCACAUUAAAGGUCCUAAAGGUUCGAAAAGCCCCUUAAGCGCUGAGCCAGAGUUAGAGGAAAUUAACCUAACAGAAGAAGAUGAGUUUUUGAUAAUUGGCUGUGAUGGCUUGUGGGAUGUAAUGAGCAGUCAAUGUGCAGUUACAAUGGUGAGGAAGGAACUUGUAAUCCAUAAUGAUCCUGAGAGAUGCUCAAAAGCACUCGUCAAGGAGGCGCUCCAGCGCAACUCGUGUGAUAAUCUGACUGUUGUUGUAGUCUGUUUCUCUCCUGAUCCACCUCCUAAAAUUGAAAUGCCUAGGUCCCAUAAAAGGAGAAGUAUAUCAGCUGAAGGGCUCGAUCGUCUACAGGACAUCUUGGAUAAUGGUGUGUGAACAAGAAAAAAAAAAAGAAUAGGAACUGCUUAUAUCUUGUAUAAGUAAAAAAAAUAACAUAGAAUAUCUGAACUUCCAUUUUUGCCGAGGGACCUUUCAAAGUCGAUUCUGCUAGCUUGCUACCUACUGAAAAUGCUGAUUUCUUCAACAUAAACAUCCUGUAUAUUUUUGACGUACCUUUGUGUGAGAACCAAAAUUGCGGAAGCUUUAAUUAGUAUCUUUAAUUUGUUUUCUUCAUUAUUUCUUUUGUAGUACUGAUCAAGUUCUUGGUGUAAUUUGUUUUGGGCUCUUGAGUUGUGUUUCUCAAGAAACAAAUGUCCACUACAAAUAAUUUAUGAGCAACCAAUUUUGUAACUAGAAUCCGUCAGUAGAAAAAAGUUUAAACGAAGAAACUGUACUUUUGAUAUGUGAUA
Jatropha curcas is the source of this 2206-nucleotide messenger RNA. Its product is annotated as putative protein phosphatase 2C 47. Gene Ontology annotation, biological process: protein dephosphorylation. The record is from RefSeq and is a predicted model, not a curated record. Gene Ontology annotation, molecular function: cation binding; protein serine/threonine phosphatase activity. Lineage: Eukaryota; Viridiplantae; Streptophyta; Magnoliopsida; Malpighiales; Euphorbiaceae.